AUGGCAUCCAGUCCGUCGAGCAGUCAAGCCACAAAUGAGGACUUUCAGGGUCCUUUAUCGUCCGCAUCUCAAUCAACAAUAACUCUCAGACCUCAAAAUGCCGAAGCGAAAUUAGCAUUCAGUCAGGUUGUCGAUUGGUUGCUCGAAAAGUCUCAAGCAGAUGACUUUCAGGCACAAGAAAGAGAGCAAGCAAGCCGUUGCAUCUCAAUCGUAUCAAGACAAGUUCGUGAUCAGCAGGUCAAUAGACUUGUCGAACAGAUUGAAACCGGUUGCCUUUCUUCUUCCUCUCCUAUAUCCUCUGGACGGAACGUUGAUAAAGACAGACCGAGCGUGUAUAUUCACACUGGAUGCUACUUCAUCGACCUUGCGCGCCCUCCAGCUAACGACUUCCGAGGAUGGGUCGCAGGCCGCAAAAUCAGCAAGACCGACAACGACCUUAUCCUAUGUCUUGAUAACUCUUCCCUCUUUGGCAUUCGUCAACAUCAUGUUGCUUUCCAAGUCCACGAGACAGGCAGAAUUCUUGUGCAAAAGAUUUCUGAUCGUGGCACCGUGGAAGUCAAUGGCGAUGUUCUCCACUCAAGAGAAAUCAGAUUGUUUAACCAGCAUACCUCGUCUAUUCGCCUCGGACAGUUGACGUACCUGGUUGAAUAUACUCGCCACAGCACCACACAAGAUCACACUAAAGCUAUGGCUGAAUACAUCCGUAAAUUCUACGGCCACAAAAUUCCACUCGAUAUCUCCAUGACCCCGACUCCAGCGCCAGGAAACGCAAUCCAGAUCGGUCAAUGGAGUCUCAGUAGCGCUGGAACAAUAGGAGUAGGCGGCUCUGGGCGGGUUAGCGUUGGCGUGAAUAAGAAGGGUGAUGUUGUGGCCAUAAAGAGAAUGAAUGUCUCAGAGAGAAAUGGGAAUUUGUUGAGGGGCAGGCGGAGCGUAAUUGAGACGUUAACGUUGUUGGCUACUGCUGCCAAAGAGGAGAGAAUUGUUCGACUUGUUGAAGUUAUUACGGAUGAUCCAAAUGCAACUAAUAAAGCUGCUGAUAUAUGGUUUGUCUUGACGCCGUUUACGCCAAGGACUUUACAUGAGUACAAAGGUCCUUUGAAGACGGAAUCAGUUCGAAGCAUGACGAUAGCACUAUUGGAAGCCCUCGCCUUCCUCCAUGCCAACAACUGGAUCCACGGCGACAUAAAACCCAUGAAUAUUGGCAUCCGCAAAUGGGACCUAGACCAAACAUCCAUAGUCCUCCUCGACACAGAAGACGCAAUCUAUGCACCCCGAGGCAUCGCAACAGUGACGCCUGGAACGAAAGGAACAGUAGGCUAUAUAUCUCCCGAGCGAGAGCUGGGAGAGUUUACCGCAACGACGGAUGUUUGGGCUGUUGGUGUAGCAGCAAUUUGGAUGCUUCUUGGAAGACACCCAUGGCAGUAUCGUGUGAAUCCUUGGAGAGAGGGUGAGGCCUUUGAAGGGAAGAGGUGGUUGUUUCAUAGACAUUAUGACGCUGCGGUGAAGAGUAUUGGGGAGUGUGAGGAUGAAGAGCUUGGUACAGCUGUUUUGCGGAUGAUUCGGCAUCCUUAUGCUCGGACGGAAGAGCAGAAAAAGACAAGACCAGAAUGUCGGGAGGUUCUCCAAAUGUUGCGUGCUGGUUCAACUGGUGAGGGAUUCGGACAGAAGCGAACUCGUAUAGGUGCAACAUGA
This is a messenger RNA of Fusarium poae, 1692 nucleotides long. RefSeq lists its product as uncharacterized. The transcript has 3 exons. The record is from RefSeq and is a predicted model, not a curated record. Gene Ontology annotation, molecular function: ATP binding; protein serine/threonine kinase activity. Gene Ontology annotation, cellular component: cytoplasm. NCBI's taxonomy places the organism in Eukaryota, Fungi, Ascomycota, Sordariomycetes, Hypocreales, Nectriaceae. Gene Ontology annotation, biological process: protein phosphorylation. The coding region runs from base 1 to 1692 and encodes 563 amino acids.